AUGGAGCAGCAACCGUCUGUAGAGGAACUUAAGACUCUAGCUCUCGAUUACUUCACAAAGGCUGAAACCUCCCUAUGGAAUGUGCUUCCGCCUGUUGUGCAAGAAUCCCCCGUAUUUCUCGAUAUAAGCCGAGCUCUUAAUGUUCGCGUCGAGACAGCUCUCUUGCUGUCCACGAUCGGCGUCCUACUGGCCUCUCUUAUUUUCCUCUUAGCUGUGCGGUUGGCCUUCUCGGGCCCUCGAUUCAACACCAUCGUGCUUCUGGGCCUGUGCGGAGCCGGCAAGACUUCUCUCUGGUACAAGCUGCGGGAUGGGUCAACCCACGGCGGUACAGUGACGUCCAUGGCGGUCAACGAUGACAAGUUUCCCCUGCACGCCGAGCUGAGCAAGAACCCCAGAGCCCGUCCAGUGCAUCUGGUGGAUCUGCCUGGCCAUCCUCGCCUGCGCUCCCUGGGAGCUCCGUUCCUCUCCCGCACGUGUGGGAUUGUGUUCCUGGUUGAUGCCCUUGACUUCACUCUCAACAUCCGACCUAACGCAGAGUAUCUAUAUGAGCUGCUCUCAUCUGCUGCGGUGCAACGGAGGCGGGUGCCACUGCUGCUGGCGUGCAACAAGAUGGAGAAGGUGACGGCACAUUCGGUGGAGUUCAUUCGGAAGCAGCUUGAAAAGGAAUUAGAGAAGCUGCGCUCGUCACGCCAUUCCAUGGCAUCUGUUGGCUCCAGCAAGGACGGAGGGUCACAAGGGCUUGUCCUGAAAAGCACUGGAGGAGUUUUCCGUCACAUCAAAUUAUGUCUCUUUCUCGCAAUCAUGGCUACCGCGCAGCCGCUGGAAGCCAGUGAGGAGGAAUGCGACAGGAUCCUUUUCGGAACGAGCGCAGCGGCCUAUUAUGAGCAGAAUAGAGUGGUACAUUCCUCCGAAUAUAUCACGAAUUCGAGGAACAUCCGCCUCUACACGCAGUCAUGGUUGCCUGCCGAUCGCAAGCCGUUGGCCCUUCUCUUCUUCUGCCACGGCUACGCCAGCAGCUGCAGUUGGAUGAUGCAGCUUACAGCUGCUCGAUUCGCCUCGGAGGGCUUCGCAGUGUUUGGCAUCGACUACGAGGGCCACGGCAAAUCGGACGGCCCGAGAUGCUCGUUCAGGUCCGCGGAGCAUCUGGUGGACGACUGCUGCGCCUACUUCGCGGCCGUCAAGGCGAAGGCUGAAUUCUCAGGGCUUCCAUCGUUCGUGUACGGGGAGUCGCUGGGAGGCGCCAUCGCAAUGACCGUCGCACUGCGUGAUCCUGAUAGCUGGACUGGGCUGAUCAUGGUGUCUCCCAUGCUGCGCAUCAAAGAGGAGCUGCAGCCCAGCUGGGCUGCACUGCAGGCUCUUCGAGUCCUUGCAACGAUCAUUCCCGACAGUGCCCUUGUACCCACCAAGGGUGACUUGAUCCAUCUCUCGUUUCGGGAUCCUGCAAAACUUGAAGUUGCAAUCAAGAACCCACGCCGCUACUGUGUUGCCAUUCCUCAUCAUGCAUGGGGGAUCAGAUGGUGUAACAGAUCCAGACCACCACUGGAAGCUACUGAGGAGGAACUCGACAGGAUCCUCUUCGGAACGAGCGCAGCGGCCUAUUACGAGCAGAAUAAAGUGGUUCACUCCUCUGAAUACAUCACGAAUUCGAGAAACAUCCGCCUCUUUACGCAGUCAUGGUUGCCUGCCGAUCGCAAGCCGUCGGCCCUCCUUUUCUUCUGCCACGGCUACGCCAACUGCUGCAAUUGGCUGAUGCAGCUAACAGCCGUCCGAUUCGCCUCGGAGGGCUUCGCAGUGUUCGGCAUCGACUUCGAGGGUCAUGGCAAAUCGGACGGUUUGAGAUGCUCGUUCAGGUCCGCGGAGCAUCUGGUGGACGACUGUUGCGCUUACUUUGCAUCUGUCAAGGCGAAGCCUGACUUCGCAGGGCUGCCGUCGUUCGUAUACGGGGAGUCGCUGGGAGGUGCCAUUGCCAUGACCGUCGCACUGCGCGAUCCCGACAGCUGGACUGGGCUGAUCAUGGUGUCUCCCAUGCUGCGCAUCAAGGAGGAGCUGCAGCCAAGCUGGCUUGCACAGCAGGUUCUUCGAGUCCUUGCAACGAUCAUCCCUGACAGUGCCUUCGUGGCCACUAAGGGAGACCUAAUUCGUCUCUCGUGUCGGGAUCCUGCAAAACUUGAAGUUGCUCUCAAGAACCCACGCCGCUACAGUGGUAACCCACGCCUUGGUGUUGCCUUUGAGCUUCUGCGUUUCGCCGAUGCUGUUACAGCCUCCAUUCCAAACCUGCAUUUGCCAUUCCUCAUUAUGCAUGGGGGAUCAGAUGGUGUAACAGAUCCGGACCAGUCCAGAGACUUGCACGAGAAGGCUCCGAGACCUGACACAGCUCCCAUUUCGUCGCUCACCUGUUUCUCUACUGCCCAGUCCUCCUCCAACUAUCAAGCUACUACUAUCAUAAAGAUGGAGAAGGAGCGCGAGAACCACGUUUACCUUGCUAAGCUUGCGGAGCAAGCCGAGCGCUACGAUGAGAUGGUUUCAUCCAUGAAGGAUGUUGCCAAGCUCGACGUUGAGCUGUCCGUUGAGGAGCGCAACCUUCUCUCCGUUGGCUACAAGAACGUCAUUGGAGCUCGCAGGGCUUCGUGGAGAAUCAUGUCUUCCAUCGAGCAGAAGGAGGAGAACAAGGGCAACGAGCAGAAUGUGGCGAGGAUCAAGGAGUACAGGUCCAAAAUCGAGGCGGAGCUCUCCGAUAUCUGCCAAGACAUCCUCAACAUCAUUGAUAGCAAUUUGAUCCCCUCAUCUGGCACUGGGGAGUCGAAGGUCUUCUAUUACAAAAUGAAGGGUGACUACUACCGUUACCUCGCGGAGUUCAAAACCGGCGCUGACAGGAAGGAGGCUGCUGAGCAGUCUUUGAAGGCGUACGAGGAAGCUUCCAAGAUCGCCACUGUCGAUCUUGCACCAACCCACCCUAUCCGCCUUGGCCUUGCCUUGAACUUCUCUGUGUUCUACUACGAAAUUUUGAACUCACCAGAGAAGGCAUGCCAAUUGGCCAAGCAAGCCUUCGACGAGGCUAUUGCCGAGCUUGACACUCUGAGCGAGGAGUCCUACAAGGACAGCACCCUCAUCAUGCAGCUUCUCCGUGACAACCUGACACUCUGGACAUCUGAUCUCCAGGACGAAGCCGCUGCCAAGGACGAGCCUGCUGACGAGAAGAAGGAUGAGAAGCCUGCUGACGAGUGA
Molecule: messenger RNA, 3225 nt
Organism: Closterium sp. Yama58-4
Lineage: Eukaryota; Viridiplantae; Streptophyta; Zygnematophyceae; Desmidiales; Closteriaceae
Source: the annotation of a GenBank genome assembly